Molecule: messenger RNA, 2681 nt
Organism: Camelina sativa (false flax)
Lineage: Eukaryota; Viridiplantae; Streptophyta; Magnoliopsida; Brassicales; Brassicaceae
Source: RefSeq, a predicted model, not a curated record
UUGUUGUGUUUAGUAGAUGUUUUGUUUGUUCUUCCAAAAUUUCACGAAACUUGGGAAAAGGAUACUCUUCUAACCCUAAUUUUCUUAUUAUCUCUCUCUUAAACUCCUUCACCGUCUCUCAAUUUCCUCUCAUUCUCUCCUCUGAGUACGACGGUGGGCUCUCCCAUUUCCUCAUUGUCCAAGGGUUUGUUUCUGUGGAUCUCGAAGUUCAACGGAAAUUUCAAGUAGAGAAGCCCCGCUCAGGCGCUGCUGCGGCCGUUGGAGCUCUCCGAGUUCCAUCUCAAGCUUCACUUGCGGUGCGAAACAUUCUGAGGAGUGUGUUGAAGAUCCUCUAUUCUAAAAAAGUUUCCAGCGGAUUGUAGUUUGGGACGGAGUAACUCUCGAGGACAUGGAAUGCAACAAGGACGAAGCGAAAAGGGCAAUGGAUAUUGCUGAGAGGAAGAUUACAGAAAAGGACUACAAUGGGGCUAAAAAGUUCGCUAACAAGGCUCAGAACUUGUUUCCAGAGCUGGAUGGUCUGAAACAUUUAUUGGCGGCUAUCGAUGUUUAUAUCUCUGGAGAGAAAAAUAUCUACGGAGAAGCUGAUUGGUAUGGUAUCCUUGGUGUAGAUCCCUUUGCUAAUGAUGAUGCAGUCAAAAAACAAUACCGGAAAUUAGUUCUUAUGCUCCAUCCGGAUAAAAACAAGUGCAACGGCGCUGAAGGUGCGUUUGAGCUGCUUUCACAAGCUUGGAAUCAACUCUCUAACCCGGAGAAGAGAUUAGAAUAUAACAUAAGGAGGGGCAAAGAAGCUCAACGAUUCUCAACAACACAGAGCGUGAUUCCACCAUUCCAGCCAACUUCUAACGGGAUUCAUAAUGUAAGGGAGCAUGUUGUUCCGAAUGCCAGGGCCAGAUCUAAGCCCGCUGCCCGUAUGGAUAGAUCCCGUGUGGGUUCGCCGCCUGCUUUUGUUCCUUCGAUGCCGAAGCAGAGUAGUACCUUUUGGACAAAGUGCGGCAACUGCAACACACAAUAUGAGUAUCUAAGGGUUUAUCUUAACCAGACCUUGCUUUGUCCCAACUGUAAUCAUGGUUUUGUUGCACAAGAGAUAACUCCGCCUUCAUUUGUUCCGAAGCCGCCAGUCAACCUCUCAUCUAACCAACAGCACAGGAGUUCCAAAAAUCAAGCGUCAAACAAAAAAUCAUAUGGUCCUCCUUCUUCUAGGAGAGAGCCUGCAGCAUCUGUUAACCAUAAUUUUCAGUGGGAUUCUUUAACAAGAAUGGCUGGUUCUAACAGCCGAAAUGCUACAAAUCAAGCUGCAAAUGUAGUUCAGCAAUCACAACUGAAGAGAGAGCUUGGGGAGUCGCGAGAAAGGGAUGCUGCUAGAGGAUUCACGAACUCUGAUCUGAGGAAUUUCAAGAAGCCGAAGACAGACGAUUCCCACAUGCGAGGUCAAUUGGCAGGUAAUCAAACAGGUGCAAGGAAUGUUGGCAAUGGAAAUACUGAAACGCCCAACACCGUAGGCUCUCGACAUACUCAUGUACAAGGAAUGUUGUUACCUUGUGAUAUAACCAAAGCUCUUAUGGAAAGAGGCCAGACAGAAAUUUUUAAGAGACUUCCGAAGAUGAUCUCUGAAAUGAAAGCAAAGGUGAGGGAAACUGAUGGGGAGAAGAAAAGUAUGAAGGCAACGAGCAAGAUGAGUGGCAAGGCAAAUGAGGUUGAGAGGCCAGUCGAGGAAAUUCCCCAUGCUUCAGAUGAAGAGAAGGAUGAUGAAGUGAAGACAAUCAUUGUUCCGGAUUCAGACUUUCACAACUUUGAUCUUGACCGAUCUGAAAAUUCUUUCAAAGACGACCAGAUUUGGGCUGCCUAUGAUGAUGACGACGGAAUGCCACGGUUUUAUGCCCGCAUCCAUAAGGUGAUUUCGUUGAAUCCCUUUAAGAUGAGAAUCAGCUGGCUCAAUUCCAAAGGCACCAGUGAAUUUGGUCCCAUAGACUGGAUGGGUGCUGGUUUUGCUAAAACAUGUGGGGAAUUUAGGUCAGGGAGACAUGAACCUACGGAUACACUAAACGCCUUUUCCCACAAAGUUGAUUUCACCAAAGGUGCAAGAGGAUUCCUUCAUAUCCUUCCCAAAAAGGGACAAGUUUGGGCAUUGUAUCGAAAUUGGUCUCCUGAGUGGGACAAGAAUACCCCUGAUGAAGUUAAACACAAGUAUGAGAUGGUGGAAGUUCUUGAUGACUAUACCGAAGACAAUCAAAGUGUAACCGUGACUCUCUUAGUCAAAGCUGAAGGAUUCAGGGCAGUUUUCCGUAGAAGCACAGAUGGAAACGAUGUGAGGGAGAUUCAAAAGGAAGAAAUGUUGAGAUUCUCCCAUCAGGUGCCUCAUUACAUUCUUACAGGGAAAGAAGCUGAUAACGCACCAGAAGGUUGUCUGGAACUAGACCCGGCUGCAACUCCUUAGAUUGAUAGUUUGUUGUGAUUCCUUCAUUACAUUCUUAGUUUGUUGGUAAAGUUCCUUUUGUCUUUCAUGGAAACUAUUAUGUAUCUAUCUAAUCUUAGGUACAGCAUACUUACAUGACCUGAAAGAAUAUUUUGUCUGUGGAACUAACUAUAUUUUCUUCGGCUGCUCUUCCCCUAUAUAUGACUUGGAAUAGUUUUAUCACCCUUGUGGUCCAGUUUAUAUAAGAGGGGUUUGUUUUGAGUUUUGA